UGCUUAAAAUUUUAAACAAAAAAGAAAUUGUGUUAAUUAAAGUUUGUAUAAAAUUUUAAUAUUUGGUCAAACAAAAAAAGCCAAAGAAAUCAAUUCAAAACAAAAAUAAUCAACAAAAAUCACAACAACGUGUGUGAAUGAAUGAAUUCUCCCGAAAAUUUAACCGGUCUCUGGUGUGCUUGAAAACAAAAACGAAAACCAAGUUUAAUAUUCACCUAAUUUCUGCGAACUCAUUAAAAUACGCGCUAAGCUUCGCACAAACUCAAACUCACGCAGAACAUACACACAAACAACUUUACACAUGUUCAAACCUUUAAAAAACGUUCGAUUUUAACGCUUAUUUUAAAUUAAAACACAACAAAAAUUAAUAAUAACAACAACGUGGUUUAAAUUUUAUAGUGUAAUCGGAACUAAAAGAAGUCAACACUUAAAUGAGUCACUAAAAAUAAAAAGCUAAAAAACCAAAAGCACUCAAAGUUUUUAAACAAAAAAAAAAAAAAAUUAAAAAUAAAUUUUGAUAAAACAAACUAAUCAUAAGAUUUACAAAAGAAAAAACAAAAUACACCAUACAACAUACAACAUCCUCAACUCACCAUACUCUCAAACAUUUGAAAAACAAACCGUCAAAAUAGCUCCCAAAAAUUAUUUAACCCAGCGAAUGCAUUUAACCUCCAGCACCGUUAAUGCUCUGCAAUAUUCCGGCUCAUCUUUAAAUACCUCUUCGAAUUUAUUAAACUCCUCUUUAUUGGGUGGUAGCAUCACAGCUACUGGUGCUACCACCACUUUAGCACAAACUGCCACAAAUCAUCACAUCACAUCUGCAGCAUCACCAACGUCAUCAUCAGCACUUUUAUCGCCGGCUUCUUUGCCACCAUUAACAACAACUGCCACCGCCAAUAUGGUGAUAUCAUCGUUACCUCCAGCUUCUUCAGUGCACCAUCAUCAUCAUCACUUGCAUUCGCAUCCCCACCAGCAGCACACCACACACUCACACCACUCAGCAGCACAUCCUCAACAUUGGAAUUCCGAGGCGGUGGGCAUGGCUGCCGAUACUAUAGGGGCCAGUAGUUCAGCCAGUAUUGGCAGUAAUUCGCCAAAUGGCGGUGCUAGCAAUGGUACAGCGAAUAGUAAUAGUAGUACAAAUAACAACAACAACAGCAGUGGCAACAACAAUAACAGUGCAAAUAACAACAACAAUGUUGUACACCAGGAUUUAGCUUGGCUAGAACGAUCCGUCUUGCAAGCUCAACAACAGUUUCCAAAUGAAUUGGUACGCACCAGCAAUCCCUAUUUUCUAUGUUCGGCUCUACCCACCCAUUGGCGUUCCAAUAAAACUCUGCCGAUUGCCUUUAAAGUGGUGGCUUUGGUGGAUGUGGGAGAUGGCACAAAUGUUUAUAUAAGGGCAGGAAAUGAUGAAAACCACUGUGCCGAAUUGCGUAAUGAGAAGGCGACCAUGAAAGAUCAAGUGGCUAAAUUUAAUGAUCUACGAUUUGUGGGACGAAGCGGUAGAGGUAAAAGUUUCACUUUAACCAUCACUGUGGAUACAUUUCCCCGACAGGUGGCUACAUAUUCCAAGGCAAUCAAAGUUACAGUCGAUGGACCUCGUGAACCGCGCUCAAAAACAAGCCCUCCUAAUGGCACCCACUUUCGUGCUUAUGGCUUAACACAACGUCCCUAUCCCGAUGCCCCUUUCAGCAGUCAUUUUCGUGAAUUGGGCUCAUUACAUCGUGUUACACGCUCAUCAGCGGCCACGUCUGCUUCUAUUAUUAAUUCAGCGUCUACACCAACAUCGGCUUCCAGUACGAACAGUAGUUUGCCGCAAUUAGGCGGCAGCGGUAAUCAUUCACCCACGAGUAGCACCAUCAAUUCAGAUUGCCAGGGUUAUAAACCGAAUGCAGCCCAUAUACAAGACAACAACAACCUCAUGGGCGCUGCCGAAUGGACCGGCUACUCCAGCAGCAUGACUAGCGCCUCAGCCUACUCCAGUUUUCAUCAUCCCCAUCACUUGCCACCACCUCCCCCACCGCCAUCUGCUGCCACCGCAGCUGCCACAAAUUCCGCCUACACCGGCUAUGAAAGCCUCACAACUGAUCCCGCCAACUUACACUUGCCGACCGUACUCACCGAUAUGCAACCGUACUGUGCCACCAGUGACUAUCAUCCCGGUGCCAUAGUGCCGCAUGUUCAGCCACCCAUUUGUAGUCCCAACUAUAGUUCGGCUCCCAAAAACGAAUACGAUUCCUAUAACGCAGCAGCGGCGGGCUACUCCUCCUACAGCAACUGGUCCAAUGGCUACAACAACUAUCAGUAUGGCAGUUGUGCGGGACAGCCACAAUACUCAGCUCAUGCAGCGCACACCAUGGUGCUGUAUCCCCAACUUAUAUCCACCUACAAUCAAAAUGAAAUUCAUUUACACCUACAUGGCACCGAUAAAAUCGAACAGUACUUGGGCGGUGAGAAUGCUCUCACCAUUAGCUCUCUGCCCGGCAAUCGUUCCAGCAUAGAGAUCGGCAUCGGCACCUCUGAUCAUGAGGAUCACAUGCAAAAUGCCAACACAGCGGGCGUUAUGAAUAGUAAUGAUCCUCAUACCCAUGUAGUGGUAACAGAUCCGGCGAAUCUGGAUGCUGAUCAGAGACAAACACAAACGCAUUUAGCGGAUCCAGUUGGGGAUAUAAAUGUGGUGGGUGGUGGUGCUGUAGCGGCGGGUGUGACAAACGAACAACAUACUCAUGCCACCAGGGAGGGAGAAGAAGUGUGGCGACCUUAUGUGCCCACUUCAUGGCCUCAGUGACAAAAUUGUAAGACUUAUGUACAUAUAGAAUUAAAUUAAGUAACAUUUUAGUUUGAAUACUUAAAAAUGAUUAAGUUAAGAAUAUUAAUAAUAAAUGAAAUGGAAUGAAUG
Molecule: messenger RNA, 2902 nt
Organism: Calliphora vicina (urban bluebottle blowfly)
Lineage: Eukaryota; Metazoa; Arthropoda; Insecta; Diptera; Calliphoridae
Gene: lz
Product: lozenge
Exons: 5
Coding region: 659-2791 (710 amino acids)
Biological process (GO): regulation of DNA-templated transcription
Cellular component (GO): nucleus
Molecular function (GO): DNA-binding transcription factor activity, RNA polymerase II-specific; RNA polymerase II cis-regulatory region sequence-specific DNA binding; ATP binding
Source: RefSeq, a predicted model, not a curated record